Penicillium angulare is the source of this 780-nucleotide messenger RNA. RefSeq lists its product as uncharacterized. The record is from RefSeq and is a predicted model, not a curated record. The transcript is spliced from 3 exons. NCBI's taxonomy places the organism in Eukaryota, Fungi, Ascomycota, Eurotiomycetes, Eurotiales, Aspergillaceae. Bases 1 to 780 code for a protein of 259 amino acids. Gene Ontology annotation, molecular function: oxidoreductase activity, acting on the CH-OH group of donors, NAD or NADP as acceptor.
AUGACUAUGAACCUUUUUAACCUUUCAGGGAGAACAGCCCUCGUUACGGGCGGGACCCGUGGAAUAGGGCAAGCCAUGGCCAUUGCACUUGCCGAGGCCGGUGCUAAUAUUAUUUUAAUUCAGAGAGACACUAGCAAUCAAGCCACUAAAUCUGAGAUUGAAGGAUUAGGUAGAAAAGCAACCAUCUGCGUCGCAGACCUCUCAUCACAAAGUUCAAUCUCUACCCUCGUCUCUAGUGUAUUGGCAGAUGGACAUGAUAUCGAUAUACUACUCAAUUGCGCUGGUAUUCAGCGGCGGCAUCCGAGCCAUGUUUUCCCACAGGAGGACUGGGAUGAGGUUUUACAAGUCAAUCUGACUACUGUCUUUACACUAUGUCGCGAUGUUGGUGCAUAUAUGCUUACCCGUACCCCUAAUGCAUAUGGGCAACGUGGGAGCAUUAUCAAUGUUGCUUCCCUUGUCUCCUUUCAAGGGGGUCUCAAUGUUCCAGCUUACGCAGCCGCAAAGGGUGGCGUGGCACAGCUCACAAAGGCAUUGUCGAACCAAUGGGCCUCGAGCGGAAUCAACGUUAAUGCGAUUGCUCCGGGAUAUGUGGCUACGGAUAUGAAUACUGCGUUGAUCCAGGACAAGGACCGAGCAGCGAGUAUUCUGGAGCGCAUCCCUGCCGGAAGGUGGGGAAAUGCAGAUGAUUUUAAGGGGUCCGUUGUUUAUCUUGCUAGCCGAGCAAGCCUCUAUGUGAGCGGAGAGAUUUUAACAGUGGAUGGAGGCUGGAUGGGUCGGUAA